This is a messenger RNA of Symbiodinium pilosum, 330 nucleotides long. The record is from the annotation of a GenBank genome assembly. Lineage: Eukaryota; Dinophyceae; Suessiales; Symbiodiniaceae.
AUGGAAUCUCCAGAACAUCGUACAGUGGGAAUUGUGGUGGCAAGCAUUAUGCUCUGCUUCUCCUGCUCUUGCUUGCUGGUUUGUGGGAUUUGCAUCUGCAUGUGCGUGCGGGGGGUCCCUCCAAAGUACGUCCCGCGCGUGGAGGCCUACCUGAAGGAAUUGGAGGCUCAGGGCUACCUGCCCAACUGGGAUGGUAUGACAGAAGUUGAGAAGCAGCAGCAAAGUCCCACAUCUGGGGAGCCCGAGGACUUGCCCCCCUUGGAGGAGAUCGUUCUAGAACCCAAGCCGCAAGUUCCAGCAAAGCCUGGAGCAGACGACAGCGGGACCUAA